AUGCAAGAGCGACUGGAGGCUCUUGAAAAGACAUUACAGAGACUGAGAAAUGCCACCGACCUCGAGCGCUCCAAAUUACUGGAAGAGCAUUUUAACAGUGAUAUAACGAGUCAUGAAAAUACAAACGUUUCAGGCCACAAUGCUCUGCCUGUGGUUGAACGGAAUACAGAAGUCUGCACUUCGGCAGAUGAUGAUUUAGCAAAUUUAUUGGACGAAACCACCGUUACGAAGAAUGGGCAGAUAGAUUUCUUCGGACCAACAAGCCACUACCACGUGCAACGAGAGAAGGGCGUACGAAUCCCCAGUCGGCUCUCUGUGAGCAGGGAAACGGACAUCUUGUACAGCUCUCUGACCAUUCGUGGUAUGCCAAAUGCGGCAUGCGCACCAGCGACUCGCCCGCGAGAUGACUUGCGAUCUGCCCUGUCACCAGAAAUUCCAGAACCCUUAGUGGACGAGCUACUAGAUGUGUAUUGGUGUUGGCCACACCAUUUCCAUCUCGUUCUAUGCCGAAAGAUCUUCAUGAGAGAUUUAAGCAUUUCUGGACCAUUUGUGACAGUAUUCCUUCUAAACUGCACAUUAUCUCAGGCAGCUCGGUUUUCGGACAGGCCUAAUGCUCCAGAAUCAAGUACUUUUUUUGCCAAGAAGGCACUAGAAUGCCUACCCGAAGAACUAGAGAGAGGAUCUUCAAUCCCAACACUACAGGGCCUGCUGAUCCUAUCAGCUAGAGAAUGUACAUACGGUCGAACUUCUCAAGGUUGGAUAUAUUCUGGAAUGGCAUUUCGAAUGAUGCGCGAUCUUGGCAUCCAUAUUCACCCUCACUUGCUGAAUCAUCGCCUCGGAGGCCAACUCACCGCAGAUGUUUUGGCAUUACGGCAACAAAUCUUCUGGAGUUGCUACACAUGGGAUAAAGCUAUCAGCAUGUGCCUGGGACGCCCACCGAUGAUUCAUGAAAGGCAAGAGGUACCGACUCCAGAUGCUUGGCCCGAUGGUGAAGAAAUGGAUAAUGAUCCCUGGUGUCCUCUUUUACCAACUCCUCUCCCCCCCAACAUAAGUCUGGCUCAAAAGUCGAAUACUGCAACAAGAUUUUCGGCUUAUUGUCAUCUAUCUGUAAUGAUGAAUGAGAUUCUCGAUACUUUGUACGCGCGCGUUCACACGGAUCAAGAACUGCUGGAUGGAUAUUUCGAACAUACCAUCAAAAAGCUUACCAGCUGGGCUGAAUCCCUUCCAACUGACAUAUACUUGCAAGAAAGCACAAGGAUAACAUCUUGCCCCCCCUUACAUAUCCUCCUGUUCAACAUGGUAUAUCAGGCUACUAUUGCCUUGUUGUGUCGCCCAUUCCGUGCUCUGGACAUCAAUGCAAAAGAUGCAGCUACAAAAGCUGCUCAAAUGAUCGAUCACCUUGCGACACUCCAUAUUCGCCGAUUCGGCUUUCGAGUUCUAACCUACUUAGAAACAUAUACAAUCUUCGUCGGAGCCACAGUUAAUCUCUUGGACCUAAAAGAAGGAAAUGAAGCAGAAGCAGAAGCCGCCAAAGCACGCUUGGCUUUUAACAUUGCAAUCCUUCGCAGCUCCCGGAGCACAAUGUCAACUAUUCAGAGUGCCGAAGUAAUUGAACAGGCCCUAGCGGCCGAUAAUAGUUGUAAACCGACCAUGAUUACAAGCUGCACAGAACAGUUCCAUCAAGACCCACCAUCAUCCCACUUGAUCCAAGAAACGAAUCCAGAGGUACAACCGGCAGGUAUGGACGAAGCGUAUAGGUCUAUGUUUGUAUCCCAGGAUCAACAGUUUAGACCGAUGAGUAACCAGAAAGACCUGGAAGAAUUUAAUGUCUUUUAUAAUCUGGAUCUGGAAGAGGUAAGCCUUGAGCGGAUGCUAGGAUCUAACACCUUGGGUGAUAUACAAAACUUCCUCGCGGAGGUCGACUCAAGUGUCAUAGCAGGCAAUUGUGAUUUAAAUCACGACGGAUAA
Messenger RNA from Trichoderma breve, 1968 nucleotides. Its product is annotated as fungal specific transcription factor domain-containing protein. The record is from RefSeq and is a predicted model, not a curated record. The transcript has 2 exons. Lineage: Eukaryota; Fungi; Ascomycota; Sordariomycetes; Hypocreales; Hypocreaceae. Gene Ontology annotation, biological process: DNA-templated transcription. Gene Ontology annotation, molecular function: DNA binding; zinc ion binding. Bases 1 to 1968 code for a protein of 655 amino acids.